GUGAGCGCCCACACACGAGAGCCAGUGAUGGGAGGCAAACUCCGUGCCUGACGCGCGUACGGCUCAACUGGUGAUAUUUUAGUUGGCUCUUUUGUUCCACAUUUUUCUUUCUGUUGUCAGUUAAUAUAUAUAUCCAAUCAUUCAAGCAGAGUUGAAGCAGGGGGUGAACGUAGGCUAUGUCAUUUCUAUUUCACUUUCCAUUUUGGGUCUGAUUUGUGAUUUGGGAAAUUACGCACGGACUCUCCGGGAUUUGCGCAAUGGCAGAGGAGUGAGGCAGCUGUGCCAACAUGCCUGUUAACUGGAAUAUAACUUUUCCACGGCGGUCCUAUGGAAUAUAGUCCGAUUCUACACAGUCUACAUGUUGUGCCAUCAUCCCACGUGAAAAACAAACUCUUCGUAUUCUGCAUAAUGCUGUCCCUUUGGGUGUAUAUGAUAUAUUGCUGUGUUGGCUACUGCUCGACUGUGCCAAACCUGACGUACGGUGCCGUGAACAGACACGAAAACGAUGCAGAAGUUGACAAUCAGGAGUCCUCCUUAGGGGCAUCCAGAGACUUGCUGAAUAACGAAAACGAGUUGGACAGCAGAGGAGACGAGUGGGAUGAAAUUAGAGGCGAGGCGAAGGCGUUGGAUGAUAAUGCCAUGUCAGGUUUCCUCAAUGAGUCGGAAACUAAAAAGUUGCCUCAAGCGAUCAUCAUCGGGGUGAAGAAAGGAGGGACCCGGGCGCUGCUGGAGUUUCUGCGCCUGCAUCCAGACAUCAGAGCGGUGGGAGCUGAGCCGCACUUCUUCGACCGCAACUACGACAAGGGUCUGGACUGGUACAGGGAGUUAAUGCCAAAGUCAUCAGAGGGCCAGUUGACCAUGGAGAAGACCCCCAGCUACUAUGUCACCAAGGAGGUCCCCGCUCGAAUAUACACCAUGUCGAAAGACACAAAGCUGAUUGUAGUGGUCCGGGAUCCUGUCACACGAGCCAUCUCAGACUACACCCAGACACGCUCCAAGAAGCCGGACAUCCCCUCUUUUGAGAGCCUGACUUUUAAGAACAUGUCAGCGGGUCUGAUUGACACCACAUGGAGCGCUGUUCAAAUUGGCAUGUAUGCCAAGCACCUUGAGCGUUGGCUCCAGUACUUCCCCAUGGAGCAGCUGCUGUUUGUUAGCGGAGAGCGUCUCAUUACCGACCCUGCAGGUGAGAUGGCUCGAGUCCAGGAUUUUCUUGGACUCAGGAGGGUGGUAACAGAGAAGCAUUUCCACUUUAACCCAGCAAAAGGCUUCCCCUGCCUUAAGAGACCUGAGGGAAACAGCAAGCCCCACUGUUUGGGCAAAACCAAAGGCAGGACCCACCCUAAUAUCAACCUGGAAGUGGUGCAGAGGCUAAGGGACUUUUAUAAACCCUUUAAUAGCAAGUUUUACCACAUGAUUGGUCAUGACUUUGGCUGGGACUAAGAGGGAAAUGAUGACAGAGUCAUGCUGGUCCCUUGUCUGUGUUUUUAUAAUUUUAUCAUUCUGAAGAUAUUGUUAUACAGUGUCUGUACAGUAUUUGGUGGUGUAUAAAAAGCUCAGAAGUCUAUUUUAUGAUAAUUUAUUAUGAUAUUAACUCACUUAGCUGCCUAACAAGGUUUAUCCAUGGUUUUAAUGUUCACAUCAUAAAUAAAAGUUUUUCUAAAAGCA
Molecule: messenger RNA, 1665 nt
Organism: Acanthochromis polyacanthus (spiny chromis)
Lineage: Eukaryota; Metazoa; Chordata; Actinopteri; Pomacentridae
Gene: hs3st3b1a
Product: heparan sulfate (glucosamine) 3-O-sulfotransferase 3B1a
Exons: 2
Coding region: 328-1440 (370 amino acids)
Molecular function (GO): [heparan sulfate]-glucosamine 3-sulfotransferase activity
Source: RefSeq, a predicted model, not a curated record